UUUACAAAUAGAUAUUCUCCCUCCGUGCUGGCCAACCAAAAACCAGUCGAAAGUUAAAAGUAGUUCGCCGACAAGCACGCGUUCUUUUUCUCACAUAUCAAGCCAAAGACACACUACAGAAACAAGACAAUGGCGCAGCAACAACAACAACAGCAGCAGCAAGAAACUUCUCUUGGAGAAGCAAGCUCUAGUUUGGUGGAGGCGAUGAAAAGUGAAAUAAGUCAGUUGGAUGCAAACUGCCAACCACAUGGAAUCAGACUCUUAAAUGAUGAGGUGAAAAGAAUAGAACAAGGAGGGCCAAAGAAACAAGUGCCACUUGUUGAAGCUCAUCACAACCGCCCUCAGGCUGUAGCAUUGAAAGUCAAAAUUCCAGUUUCAGAUUUUCCAAAAUUCAACUUUGUUGGAAAACUACUUGGUCCCAAAGGAAUGUCAUUAAAAAGACUACAAGAGGAAACUGGAACAAAGAUGUCAAUCCUUGGUAAAGGAUCAAUGAGGGACAAAGGAAAGGAAGACGAGAUGAGGAAAGAAGGUGGAAAAUAUGCUCAUUUAAAUGAAGAUCUUCACUUGUUAAUAGAAGUGUACAGUGAGAUAUCUGAUUGUUACGCUCGUCUGUCACAUGCACUGUCAGAAGUACAGAAAUACCUCACACCAGAGUAUAAUGAUGAAAUAACACAACAACAGAUGCAGGAAAUGAACUACAUGUCAAAUGGUUCACAGCCAACUAGAGGUGGUGGAAGAGGAGGCCCAGGAGGGGCACCACCAGGCCGUGGAGCACCGAGAGGAGCACCUGCACCAAGAGGAACAAGGGGAGCACCCAGAGGAGCACCUGCUCCUAGAGCAAGGGGAGCACCAAGAGGUGCACCUAUUGGAGGACGUGGAGCACCAAGAGGAGUUUCUGGUCGCGGUGCACCAGUUGGACGAGGAAGGGCUGCCCCACCCCCAGUAGCACCUGUUGCACAAAGCCUUGAGACAGCUGGAUAUGAUGAUUAUGGUGUUGGUGGUUAUGAAGGUUAUGCAGAUCCUUAUGCCAGAGAUCCAUAUGCAGAAAGUGGAUAUGGUGCAGGUGACACUCAGUAUUUUGAUUACGGGCAUGGUGCAUCAGCAACAGCUUCAUACGAUGAAACUUAUGGUAAGCCAGCUGACAAUUCUUGGGCUACCGGAGCAACAGCAGGAAAAGCUCCACCAACAGGACGAGGUGGAAGAGGACAAUUUAGACCACACCCCUAUGGAGCAGGCAGAGGAGGAUAUUGAAAUAUUUAAUGGUUGUCUGUACCUGUGUAUUGUCAGUCAAAUUGGUGUUCUGUAAAGAAACCUCAAUAGAAAUAAUUGAGGUAUAUACUACAUGCUGCAGUUUUCUUUUUGGUACACCAAAAUGAAUAUGAACAUUAAAUGGAUAAAAGUAAACUUUAAAAUUUACCUUGAAAGAUUUUAAAGCUGAAGAUGGACUAUUUUUGUUACUUUUGCCAAACUAAAUAUUGUUUUAAUUUGUAGUUUUUAACAGGAUUUUAAAUGUUAAAACAAUAUGAUAAAUUUAGUCACGGAUCAAAUGAAGAUGUCAUAAUAUCAUAAGCCAUUGUUGUAAUAAACUUCACCUUUCAUAUAAUUUUGAGUCUUUAUUUUAUCCACAAUAUUACUGUAGAAAUCCAAUGUCUCAAAUACCCUUCCUUACAAAGUAGGUUGUCCACAAAAACAUGAAAUAAUAAAUAGUAAAAACCUUAAUAUAUAAUGCUGUUUGUAAGGUUUGAAACAUCAGUGUUUUAAAAAUCCUGUAAAUAGUUAUGAGGCAUUGGAUUUUUUCUUAAAUAAAUGGUAAAUGUAUGAUUGUAUAAAUUGACCAAAUUUACUUUUUCUUUCCAGUGUUCAAGAAUUGUAAAUGUAACAUAUGCUAUGUUGUGUCAUUAUGAAAUAAAAACAUCAUGUAAUAAA
Messenger RNA from Mytilus trossulus (common blue mussel), 1926 nucleotides. Its product is annotated as KH domain-containing, RNA-binding, signal transduction-associated protein 2-like. NCBI's taxonomy places the organism in Eukaryota, Metazoa, Mollusca, Bivalvia, Mytilida, Mytilidae. Gene Ontology annotation, biological process: regulation of alternative mRNA splicing, via spliceosome. Gene Ontology annotation, molecular function: mRNA binding. Gene Ontology annotation, cellular component: nucleus. The record is from RefSeq and is a predicted model, not a curated record. The transcript is spliced from 10 exons. The coding region runs from base 130 to 1251 and encodes 373 amino acids.